AUGUUCGGAACAGCAACCGCCACGACAUGCACCGGCACAUCAGUCCGAUGGCAACCACUCCUUCCGCCGCUCCGCCGCCGCCUCCGCCCUGUAAUCGUCAGUUUCAAAAACAACAACAACAGUAACAAUAAACCAAACGAUAUGGAUAGGGUUUUGAAAGAAGCGUGGCGAAAGGCUAACGAUAAGUUCGAGCUUUUUCUCUUCGAAGCUAAGAAAACCGCCGAACGCAUAGACCGUCGUUACGCUGUUUCUCAACGGAUUUCUUCGGUUGCUUCCGCUGCUGCUGAUAGAGCGCGUGAAAUUGAUAGGGAUUUUGAAAUUGGUGUCAAAUACAGGAAUUUCACUUCCGAUUUUGCCCUUAACUGGCCUAAGUAUAGAGCUCAGAUUAGUAAAUUUUUGGAUAGUCCGGUUGGAAAAAGCUUCACGACACUUUUCGUCAUCUGGUUUGCAUUUUCUGGCUGGCUUUUUCGGUUCCUGAUAAUUGCAACAUGGGUACUUCCAUUUGCUGGACCUCUUCUGCUUGGAUCAUUGGCCAACAGCUUAGUUAUUAAGGGCUCUUGUCCAGCUUGCAAGACGCAGUUUGCAGGUUACAAGAACCAAAUAGUUCGAUGUACAAGCUGUGGCAACAUUGUGUGGCAACCUAAAGGUAAAGGGGAUUUCUUUACAAGAGGUGGUAGAAAUAACUCAGCAUCAAAGUCAGACCCUAACAUCAUUGAUGUUGACUUUGAGGAGAAAUGA
Vicia faba (fava bean) is the source of this 738-nucleotide messenger RNA. The record is from the annotation of a GenBank genome assembly. Lineage: Eukaryota; Viridiplantae; Streptophyta; Magnoliopsida; Fabales; Fabaceae.